CCGCUGUCUAGACCCCUUAAACUGAUGACUUCCGUGUGGUAGCAGACAUAGCUCAGCCGGACAGAAGCUGGUGACCUCGGAGGUGACUGCGGAAGAUGGUCCCUGGGCUGAGCCUUGAAGCGUGUUUGUGCUGAAAAGUGUUUGAUGAAUUGCACUAUUUGGUAGAUUCCAGGGUCAUGCUUUCUGGGGAGCACUGUUCUCCUGUGUGUGUAUGUAAGAGAUUCUGUAAGGUGCUUGCCUAUGAGUGAAACUGCUGGAUGCAAAGGAGAUUGUUCACAUGGCUGCUGAGGAAGUGACCAUUACAGUUCGCCUCAUUCGGUCAUUUGAGCACCGCAAUUUCAAACCUAUAGUGUACCAUGGAGUUAAUUUGGACCAAACUGUAAAGGAAUUUAUAGCAUUUCUGAAGCAAGAUAUUCCUCUGAGGACCAGCCUGCUACCACCAUUCAGAAAUUAUAAGUAUGAUAAACUAAAGAUUGUUCAUCAGGCACAUAAGUCAAAGACAAAUGAACUUGUAUUGAGUUUGGAAGAUGACGACAGACUGCUGUUGAAAGAAGACAGUACUCUGAAGGCUGCGGGGAUCGCCAAUGAAACUGAGAUUGCAUUCUUUCGUGAAGAAGAUUAUAAGAACUAUAAAGCUAAUCCCAUUUCAUCCUGGUGAUGCUGUCUCAGGAGCUUCCUUUCCACAUACCCGUAGUAAGCUCUUUAUUCCAGUAGUGGGUUUUUGAAAUUGACAAAUAAAUCUUAAAAAUUAAUCCCAAGCACUACUAUUUGAGCUAAACUUGGUGUUUUUCUCUCUCUACAGUGACCCCCUUUUCUUCCUUAUUGGAGAAUAAGAAAAAUAUUUUUGAUUUAAUAAGUGUUUAUUCAAAAACCUGAUUUCUUCAUUAGGGAUUUUUUUGUGACUUACAUAUUGGAUUAUUUAAAAAGAUAAGACCAAGGUCAGCUGUUUAUUUUGCAUAUUUUUCUCUAGUUUCUAAAUAGAGCAGCUAUUACUGUUUUGGCUGUCAGGGAUUACAAGGGGGUUUACGACUGUCAAGAGCAUCUUUUAGCUCAGCAAGUAUGGGAUAUGUACCCCACAUGUGGUACUGCACGGUGUUUAUUUUGGGAGGUCUUAUGAUGCGAUAAGGGUCUUUUUCCCUUAGUAUCAUAGCAAGUAACUUUGGUGGAAAAAGUCUUUUUCUAACCUAUAUUUCUCAAUUUUUAUUAUUAUGUACUCUAAAGAACUGAACUCAUUUACUUAGAGGAGGUACCUGGCUAUUUGUACUUCUGGGAGAAAAUAGAUCGUGGAGAGUAAGUCUGCAUCCUGAAAGACACGUGCUUUAAAGAUAAUAUGUUUGGUUUCUGAAGCCAGCUAACAUCACUUUGGCUGGCUCGUUUCAAAGGGGCCUCUGAGCCCCUGCAGGUCUAAUCCAAGCCCCUGGAGAGAGCAGGUGGCUCCAUAGCUAUCCUAUUGCCCUCUAGGUUGACAGUGGGCCGAAGGGGCUUCAUUGUGACAGUGUCUAACUUAAGAGUCUCCUUGUUAAAAACAACUUUGAAAGUCCAAUUGACAUGAUCAGAGGCUGCUUUGCUUUGUUGAAAGAUUGAGUAGAGUCUUCUUUAAAACAGAAAUUCUGUUUUACUCAUUGUUUGAUUCCUUCACAAAGUGCCAGAUUCACAGAUGGUCUGAGACACAAUCUUUGCCUCAGUGAGUGGGGAAGAUACAGAAGCAAGUGACUUUGGUUGAACAGCAGUUGAAAACUGGGGUGGGAGCAUUGUCAGUGGGUUUUUAAUUCUGUGUGGGGUUUUUUAAUUGUUUUAUUAAGUACCAAUUAAACAAUGUCUUCAAAGAUCGAAGAGAUACAUUCUGCUUAGAAGGAAUGGAAAGAAAGGCGUUCUGGGAGAGGGAAGAGCACAGCAGAAGCAAAGCUCUUGGGAAGCCAGAUUUCUGUGCCCCAAAUGGGAAGCACAGGAGUGACACAGGAAGCCAGAGUCAAGAAAGUAGGUUGAGCAAGGCUUUGGAAGGCACACAGAAAGCAGCUUUAUUCAGUAAGCAGUAGAGAGCCAGUGGUAAGGCUUAAGUAGGUGAAUUGCGUAGUUCUGUUUUCCUUGCAGAAAGUGAGCUUUGGUGACUGUGUCUGGAGGGUGGAAAGGCUAGAAGACAGGGCUCAUAGAUGAGGUGAAACUGGUGGGCCUGGCCUGGGCAGUGAGGAGGGGAAGCUGAGCAGAGGAGAUGACCUUGUGCGUAUCCUCGAGAGCAAACGCGAUGGCAAGUGUGUCACACGUGGUGUCUCAGUUACCUUUGAGUCUGUCUCUGUACAUGAGGACAGAGAGUGCGGUGAGGAGAGUGAAACCCUGCCUUUGCGUAUUCCUCAUGGCUCCCUAGUGAGAGAUGUGACGGAGAGUGAUGGGUAGAGUGUUUGGGACUCAGUGUGUCCCUGUGUGCGAACGCUGUAGUGAGGGCAGAGUGGACCACUUCAGUGAGUCCCACAGGAGUGAGCAGCCUGAUUGAUGGUGAUAGCAGUCAUCUACGUAGGGGCUCAGUGAGUAGCAUAGGUUGACACACGAUCCUUUUUGUUCAUUUAGUGAACAUUCAAUUUAUAUACACGCUUUUUUAAUGUAGUAUAAAGCAUGUCUUAGGUUUUCAUUUUCUAUAAAAAAUAAUGGAAAAAUCUGUAUGUAGUACUUUUGGGGAUGGACUUUAUUAUAAAAGUUAUAUAUGGGCUACUUUCAAUUACAAACAUAGGUUUAAAAUUAAAAAAACAACAAAAAAAUACUAUGAUUAAAAAGGAAUUUUACCAGGACUGAAAGUUGGCUCAAAAUUAAAAGACCCACCUAUCUCAUUUACAAUACAUAUAGACUAAAGGACGAAAAAGUGUGUUUAAUCUCAAUAAAUGCCAAAAAAGCAUUUGAAGAUAUUUGUCUCUUUGUGUGUUUAAAAAUUGUCAAUGGAUGGAAGUGUUUUUAACUUGAUGAAGGAUACUCAUAGAAAAUCUACCUAAUGGAGAAGCAUUGUGAUAAAUCUUUUAGACGUGGGUGGAAUUAUGGUGGUCAGCAUUGUUGGUUCUAUUCAGCACUGUUCUCCAGAUCUCAUUGUAGCAAAUGUGAUAUGCAAAGUAGUGAGAACCACAGAUAUUGGACAGGGGAUAAAUAUUCAGACAGUAUGAUUGCAGGAGUAUCUAGUGAUAAAUUGAAAGUAACAGACUUCAGGCAUGCUUGAUAAUGAACCUAAAAUGAAUUGUCCACAAAAGCUAUAAAUUGAUUACAUGUUCAUAGAUGGAAAAUACAGUGCUGUAAAGAUGUAGAAUUGUACAUAAUCUGAAAUUUAAUGCAAUCUCAGUGCAAACCCCAAAGGAACUUUCUUAUGGAAUUUGAAAAAAAAAAAAAAAAGGAUUUUAAAAUUCAUUUGGAAAGGCAAAUGUCCAAUAAUAGCCGAGACCAAUUU
This is a messenger RNA of Octodon degus (degu), 3421 nucleotides long. RefSeq names its product chromosome unknown C2orf76 homolog (gene CUNH2orf76). Lineage: Eukaryota; Metazoa; Chordata; Mammalia; Rodentia; Octodontidae. The transcript is spliced from 8 exons. The record is from RefSeq and is a predicted model, not a curated record. Bases 278 to 658 code for a protein of 126 amino acids.